CAGCCGAGUGAGCAACAUCCGAGAGUUUUACCCCCGGAGACGCAGACACAGCGCGAACACAGACGCAGGCGACGACGACGACGACGAAGAGUGUCUCUCUUUUCGAGCACCGAUCCGCCGAUCCGAUCGCUUUACCGCCAGCAGCAACCUACUCGAGCACUCUCCACUCGAUCGUGCGUGCGUUUGAUCGUGUGCUCUUCGGUUUUUGUUUCGAGCACCCGAGCGCGAUCGUUGACUCAGAUUACCCCCGGUGUGGUUGUGGCGCUCGAUCGCGUGGUAGUAGAUCGCCCGCCCAGUCUCGGUCUCGGGCCUCUCGUUAACGCGUGUUCACCCUAUCCUGUUCAGUACGAUCCCAACCCCGUUGCUCACAGUUCUAAGAUGGAGAUCCUCGACCCAACCGGUUACUACUAGACGGCGGCUAGACGUCGGACGUGUGCGCCCGUGAACUCCGCAAAAGUGAUAAAGCGCCGUGGCAAGUGAUAAACAGCGCAACGAACGAACGAACGAACUGUCGCCAAAAAAAACAGUGAACAAUUUAGCCAGCUUGUCGAGUGUCUUCGAGACUGAGUUUCGGUGUGUUUGCCAUUCAUUAACCGUCCCUACCGUUCAAAAUGGCCCUCAAGCUGGAUCCAACUGGACACUACUAGGGAAGCGGAACGAUCAGCCAUAUCUGCCGUCGAAUCGUCGAUUGCAACACACCGCGUGCAGACGUGUCUAAUUUGGUGGACCCCCAAGCGGCCUCGGGAAGGAAGGAAGUUCAAAGAAAAACUCAGCAAAGAUGGCACGCAAGCUGGAUCCGACCGGUCACUACUGACGGAGGUGCUGACGACCCCUCGAUCUGCGGGAGCAACGAUCGCCGCCUUCUGAACGAUCGCGCACUCACGAAUCUUCCCAGCUGGAACGCGAAGCGAAAACUCUCGGAACUUCCACAACUGACGUCGCUCCCCCAGCGACCAGCGAUCUUCGUCGUUCUCCACAUCAUCACCACCACCAUCAUCAUCAUCAUCAUCAUCAUGACGCUAGAAAUUUUGGAUCCCACUGGUUACUACUAGAGGUCUGGAAGGAGAGGAAGGAAGGAAGGAAGGUAGGAAAGGAGGAAAGGAAGUGAUCCCAUUCCCAAACGCACCGCCGCACCGAAGCAGGCCGUGCACGAGCAGCCGUGUGAACAGCUGAUUCGUCGGGAGCCGCGACAAGAAAAGGCGCAUUACAAAAAAAAAAAGAUGGAACGCAAACUAGAUCCCACCGGUAUGUACCGGCGUCCUGGCAACGCAUCGAGCUACCAGCGCUCGCCGUACCACCACCAUCAACAACAGUUCCAAAACCACCAACGGAUGCCGCACCAGCACCACCAGCAGCAACAGCAACAACAAGUGAAGUGCCAUUAUCUGGACCCGACCGGGCUCUACUGAGCGGGCGAGCCGGCCCCUCGAACCCAGCAGCGCAAUGUGAUACUUUCUACUGACCAGAGAUCCAGAGAUACUACCCCCUCCGUCCCUGCUGUCCCCGCUGUCACACCAUGGACCCCUAUUGGCACCCUCUCCAGCCUGCCUCUCUCUGUAUCCCGGGCAACCAAACUCAACACCAAGCUGCUGCCAAGUGCUAGUGCGUCCAUCUGCCGGCAGGAUGGUCACCACCGAUCGGAGCACCGUCCCUAAUCGGGUAAGCAGAGUGUGGAAACGGGGCCGCGAGGAAACGGCCAGUGGUCGGCGACGACGAAAAUUCCCUGCACCCGUAACACGGCAGCAGCGCUGGCACCGGUUAGGGGGUCAGGAACGAUCUUUUUCGAUCUUUUCCCCCGCAACUCCAAAAGUUCAACUCUCGUCUGGUCGAAGCGGCGGUGAAGCUUUUUCGUGUGGUAGUGUUGUCGGUGGUCGUAAAUCAUCCCCUUUCCUAAUUAUUAUUACUAUUAUUAUUAUUAUUUUUUUAACUUAAACUCUUCAACAAGUUCACUCUACUUGAGUUGCUAGUGCCUUAAUUGUAUUUUAACAAACAUGUCGCGUUCUCUCACUCACGCUACUCCUACUGCUACUAUUUACUAUGAUUAUCAUUUACUAUGAUUUUGUGUAAAGUUACUGUAACGGCUGCGCUAGUAUUAAACUGUCCGCGGUAAUGGGUCUGCCACCACUCCCAUGCUCGUGCUUCGUAGUAAGGUCUCAAACUCUUCUCACUGCCCCCCACCAAACACAACCGCCUAUCGGCUUACCUUACUAGCCAGCCAGCCAGCCAGCCAGCCAGCCGGAGGCCGGAGCGAACAUUGAUCCUAUCAUGAUUUUUUCGGAAAAAUCGGCUCCCUCCCCGGUUUCUCCCUUUCCUCUUUGCUCGCUCGUGAGCCUUUUAUUUAACUAUCUUUUAGCAAACGGAACACACCGGAAUCCUGCCCCUGUAUCCGGUGGUCCGAGAGAGAGAGAGAGAGAUAGGGAGAGAAUGUGAGGACGAAUUGAGGUUUUUUUUUAUUAUCAUUUUCUUGUUUAAAGAACUUUGACUUACGAAUAACAAAUCGGGCAACGAUACUGCACUACUGCCUACCCCAUUAUCACUGCCACCAGUGGUUGCAGCAAAAUCAGCCUCCAAACUGCCAAUAAUGUCACCCCCUUUUACAGCGAACCUUGCAAGCAACGAUCACACGGAUGUCGUCCCGGGUGCCGGGUGAUGUGUGCGCGUGCGUGUGUCUGUUUGCGAUGCGUUCGAUGUUCUUUUGCGCGCAUCGCAGGCGACACACUCCAGGGCCCCGGGAAAUCCUGUUGCUUUCGCUGAAGGGGAUUAACUUUUCACUUGUUUGUGAAAUAGUGUAGCGUUUUCGUUCUGCGGCCGCCACAGGUUUUCGAUCUACCAAAAAAACAAAAACGACGCAGCAGCAAAAUAGUUCCGUUUCUG
This is a messenger RNA of Anopheles darlingi, 2874 nucleotides long. Its product is annotated as ell-associated factor Eaf-like. The transcript has a single exon. The record is from RefSeq and is a predicted model, not a curated record. Bases 1221 to 1409 code for a protein of 62 amino acids. Lineage: Eukaryota; Metazoa; Arthropoda; Insecta; Diptera; Culicidae.